This is a messenger RNA of Phragmites australis (common reed), 793 nucleotides long. RefSeq lists its product as uncharacterized. Lineage: Eukaryota; Viridiplantae; Streptophyta; Magnoliopsida; Poales; Poaceae. The transcript is spliced from 2 exons. The coding region runs from base 156 to 473 and encodes 105 amino acids. The record is from RefSeq and is a predicted model, not a curated record.
GUCGGUCCCACGGGCAGCCAGACAGAGUCCACAAUAGGAUUAACUCGUGAGACGUGGGGCCCGCCAAUGCCCAAACCCAAACCUUCCCCUGAACCCUCUCCCUAGCGCCGCCAACGCCGACGAGCGGAAGAAGAGGGCCGACCGAUCCAGCUCCGAUGGCCAGCGGGGGACUGCUCGGGGGCGCGUUCUGGGCGACGCGGGCGCUGGAGGUGGUGAAGCGGAACGACUCCCCGGGCCUUCUAUGGAAGCGCAUCAAGCUCACCACCACCCGCAAGAACAACGCCAAGAAGCGCCUCAAGCGGCUCUGGCAGGAGAGAGACCGCCGUCUAUCUGAGCAAAGAUUGCAUCUACACGAAGGAAGUCUUGUGGCACAUUUCACAGUGGCUGCAUUUCCACAACCUGUCAUCCUUCAAUCAAUUUUAGAGUUUAACAAGUUAGUGGAGAGCGGCAUCUACGACAAACAUCUUUGGUGAGAAUUUAAUAGAAUUGUAAUUAUCUUUUUGUGGUAUAUUUGGAAAGAGAGGAAUUGAAGGACCUUCCCAAAAAAAACGACGAGCUCAGGGUUGCUCAGAUAACAAAAGAGCAUAUUGAGGACUUCUACAAAGUAUUUUCAUCCUUUCCCUGAGUUGUGUUUUUCUCGUUCCUCCGUUGUUUCGUUUUGGGCCUGCUGUAGUCUCAGGCUUCGGUCUGUCUAGAUUUUUUUUUUCUUUUAGGUUAUACUCUUUUUUACUCUUUGUCUAAUAAAAUGGUAAAUCUUGUGCCGCACUUUAAAAAAAAGACCCGAUUCAUUUCA